AGCAAGGCUGGAAGAACAGCCUUCUCUUAUGGACCCGGGGGUCCACUUCCCAGAGGGUGACAGGAUCUCUGGGCACAUUGGGAAGGUAUUCUCGGUGUAUCGCUGUCGCUUGUUCUUUGGCCAAGAUGGUUUGGGCAUAGAAGACAAGAGUGAGGGCAGGCAGGUGGCUGGAGUAGGAGGUGUGGCUAGACAAAACAAGACAUGGGAGCCCAGCCUGACAAGAGCCCAAGGGAGGUGGACAAACACAGUCAUUAGUCAUAGAGAACUUUUCCUGCCACAGAAUGGCAGCCCUUUGCCAGACUUCUUCAGAGGAGAAACUUCCCGUCUUCUAUUUCAGAAAGAUCCUAAAGUUCAACCCCAAUCCUCCUAAACUGCACUGACCUUGUCCCAGAGAGACCCUGGGCUGCGUCACCCAACUGACCACUAACCACAAGCAGUUCUGCUUUCUCCUGGUUCCUGAAAUCCGGGAGCAGAGGGUGGGGGUGUUGGAGACAGCCCUCUACCAAAAACCAAGAAGAAAGGGGAGGGGGAGGGGGAUAGAGGAAGUUACCUUGGUCCUAAGCCCGCAGUCUCCAGGGUCUUCUUUCCUGUGAAGCCAACCGUCUCCAGUCAGAUUUCCUGUCCCUUUAACCCUCACCAAAAAUGAGGGGCUGCCCACUAAGGUUGGCUGCAGGGACCAGGUUACUGUUGGGGGUGGGGGCAGCCUUUUGGGGCUGACUGGAUCAUCAUCACUCCAGGUGCCCCCCUCACCUUCCCUCCUCCUCUGGGGUGACUCAAUUUUCCACAGCUCCUUAGGGUGUUGGCUCCUGACUUUUGCCCCUUUCAAAGGAAGCCUGGAUGCUCAGUUUAACCGAACUGUGCAGGGGGGUUAGCUGUCUGUACCCUCUGGGGAAAGCACUGGUCUAGGCACACAGUGGGAGCUGAGGAACUCUGGGGUGGGGGUGCUAAGUUCAAAGGCUGGAGAUAGUUCUGGUCCCUGCUUUUCUGCCCAUCUCUUCCACAUUAAGGACCUCUUUCUGUGCACCCCAGCCCCAGCGGGGGAGGAGAGUUCAGUCUCCAGGGGCGGGCCUCAUCCGCCCCACGCCUCCCCCAGCUUGGAGGACAUAAAAGCCUAGAUCCAGCCGAGGGGCGCUGCCCAUGCUGGGUGCACUCCGGAGGUGGGGUCGUGUGGGCUGAGUGACUGAAGCUAGCGAAGAAGGGGCACUGUGGACCCUUCCCUCAGGAGGCCUGGACUCUGUCUGUAGGCAGGACCCACGGAGGUGGGACUGGGCUCAAGAGAUGAAGCUGCUCCUGGCCCUAGCAGGGCUCCUGGCCAUUGUGGCCGUGCCCCAGCCCUCCGAGGGCACCACUCCAGCUGUCCUGGGGGAGGUGGACACCUCCGUAGUGCUGACUUGCAUGGAGGAGGCCAAGCGGCUGGUGGACAAGGCCUACAAGGAGCGGCGGGAAAGCAUCAAGCAGCGGCUUCGCAGUGGCUCAGCCAGCCCCAUGGAACUCCUGUCUUACUUCAAGCAGCCAGUGGCAGCCACCAGGACAGCUGUGAGGGCUGCUGACUACCUGCACGUGGCCCUAGGCCUGCUGGAGAGGAAGCUGCGGUCCCUGUGGUCAGGGCCCUUCAACGUCACUGACGUGCUGACACCCGCCCAGCUGAAUCUGCUGUCCAAGUCGAGCGGCUGCGCCCACCAGAACGUGGGUGUGAGGUGCCCGAAGAAGGACAAGUACCGCACCAUCACCGGGCAGUGCAACAACAGACGCAGCCCCACGCUGGGAGCCUCCAAUCGCCCCUUUGCGCGCUGGCUGCCGGCCGAGUACGAGGACGGCUUUUCGCUGCCCUUCGGCUGGACGCCCGGGGUCAAUCGCAGCGGUUUCCCAGUCCCCCUGGCUCGCGCCGUAUCCAACGCCAUCGUGCGCUUCCCCACGGAGCAGCUGACCCCGGACCGGGAGCGCUCGCUCAUUUUCAUGCAGUGGGGCCAACUGCUCGACCACGACCUCGACUUGAGCCCUGAGCCAGCCGCCCGGGUCUCCUUCAUCACUGGCGUCAACUGCGAGACCAGCUGCCUGCAGCAGCCGCCCUGCUUCCCGCUCAAGAUCCCGCCCAAUGACCCCCGCAUCCAGAACCAAAGGGACUGUAUCCCCUUCUUCCGCUCCUCCCCAGCCUGCACAGAGAACAACAUCACUAUCCGCAACCAGAUCAACGCGCUCACCUCUUUCGUGGACGCCAGCAUGGUGUACGGCAGCGAGGACCCCGUGGCCAUGAAGCUGCGCAACCUGACCAACCAGCUGGGGCUGCUGGCCAUCAACCCCCAAUUCAGUGACAAGGGCCGGGCCCUGCUGCCCUUUGACACCCUGCACGAUGACCCCUGUCUCCUCACCAACCGCUCUGUGCGCAUCCCUUGCUUCCUGGCAGGGGACACCCGCUCGAGUGAGAUGCCUGAGCUCACCUCCAUGCACACGCUCUUUCUGCGGGAGCACAAUCGUCUAGCCACGCAGCUCAAGCGCCUGAACCCUCGCUGGAAUGGAGAGAGGCUCUACCAGGAAGCCCGGAAGAUCGUGGGAGCCAUGGUCCAGAUCAUCACUUACCGGGACUACCUGCCGCUGGUGCUGGGGCCAGAGGCCAUGAGGAAGUACCUGCCCAGGUACAGAUCCUACAAUGACUCAGUGGACCCUCGUAUCGCCAACGUCUUCACCAACGCCUUCCGCUAUGGCCACACCCUCAUCCAACCCUUCAUGUUCCGCCUGGACAAUCAGUACCGGCCCAUGCAGCCCAACCCCCGGGUUCCGCUCAGCAGGGUCUUUUUUGCCACCUGGCGGGUAGUACUGGAAGGUGGCAUUGAUCCCAUCCUCCGAGGCCUCAUGGCUACCCCUGCCAAGCUAAAUCGCCAGAACCAAAUUGUGGUGGACGAGCUCCGGGAAAGGUUGUUUGAGCAGGUCAUGAGGAUCGGGCUAGACCUGCCUGCUCUGAACAUGCAGCGCAGCCGGGACCACGGCCUCCCAGGGUACAAUGCCUGGAGGCGCUUCUGCGGGCUCCCGCAGCCCAGCACGGUGGGCGAGCUGGGCACAGUGAUGAAGAACAUGGACCUGGCGAGGAAGCUCAUGGAGCAGUAUCGCACGCCUGACAACAUCGACAUCUGGAUGGGAGGCGUGGCCGAGCCCCUGGAGCCCAAAGGCCGCGUGGGCAAGCUCCUUGCCUGCCUCAUCGGGACCCAGUUCAGGAAGCUCCGCGAUGGUGAUCGGUUUUGGUGGGAGAACAAGGGAGUGUUCAGCACGCAGCAGAAGCGGGCCCUGGCCAAGAUCUCCUUGCCCCGCAUCAUCUGUGACAACACAGGCAUCACCACCGUGUCCAAGAACAACAUCUUCAUGUCCAAAACAUUCCCUCAGGACUUUGUCAACUGCAGUACACUGCCCACAUUGGACCUGUCUUCCUGGAGGGAGAGGGACUGGAGGCUGGGAGCCUGACUGGAGAGGAACUGGGACCCACGGGCCCUUUUGUACCAUUUGUUUGUACCAGACAUUCAUGAUAAUAAAGAGCCACUUAUGGGGA
Molecule: messenger RNA, 3538 nt
Organism: Equus caballus (horse)
Lineage: Eukaryota; Metazoa; Chordata; Mammalia; Perissodactyla; Equidae
Gene: MPO
Product: myeloperoxidase
Biological process (GO): defense response to bacterium; response to oxidative stress
Molecular function (GO): heme binding; peroxidase activity
Source: RefSeq, a predicted model, not a curated record